AUAUAUCUGUCAAUGUCAACAGUCAGUGUUCUAGUCAACAACUGUCAAAGGAAUAUCAGGAAAAGAAAGACCAAAAAAACGUGAAAAUCAAUGAAAAAAUUGUUUGAAUACCUAUAUUUAAUUAUUUGGAAUCAAUUAUUUAUAUAUAUUGCUGGCUAAGUCUUCAAAUAUGAGUAAUUUUUUGAAAGUGAAAAUUUAACUUAUACGCUACGCAAGUUUUAGAACUAACCUAUGACCUCGUGAAAUUAUUGGAACUCAUACUUUGUCUACUAUUCGAAAAGUUGUAAUAAUGGCUUUAAACUUAUUGAAAACAUUAUUGAAAAGAAAUGAUUUAUGCAAACUACUAAAUCACUCAAGGAACACCUCAGAAGAUGGAGCACUUUUAAUUAGGCUACUAAGUAGUGCAAGGAAUGUACAUUCAUCAAAUAUUAAAAAGCAGGUUUUUAAUGACCCAAUUCGGUCACAAUUUUUCUGUGCUUAUAGGUUUUACUCUGUCAAAACUGCUGAGCAACAAGACAUUAAUAAUUAUCGUACAGAGCAUAAGAUAACGGUAAUAGGUCAGGAUAUUCCUAGUCCUUUUACAGAUAUUGAUAAUAGUGAGUUUCCAGAUUACAUAAAAAAAUUUCUAAAGAGUCAAGGGUUUGAAAAGCCGACUGUGAUACAGUCGCAAGGAUGGCCUGUGGCCUUGAGUGGUCAGAACUUUGUUGGUAUUGCUCAAACAGGCACUGGUAAGACACUUGCAUACUUGUUGCCUGCUGUUGUGCAUAUUAAGGAGAAGGAAGCAAGGAGAGGGUUAGGUCCAAGAGCGCUUGUCCUGGCCCCCACCAGGGAGUUAGCUCGACAGAUAGAACAAGUUGCCAAAAAUUUCAGAAAGCUUUUGAAUGUAAAAUGUGCUUGUAUAUAUGGUGGGGCAAGUAGGUCUGCCCAGGCCAACAUCUUAGAAGCAGGAGUCGAUAUUCUUAUAGCUACUCCAGGAAGAUUGAAUGAUUUCCUUGUUAGCAAAACCACUACACUCUGUAGAUGUACUUAUGUUGUGCUCGAUGAAGCUGACAGAAUGUUGGAUAUGGGAUUUGAGCCACAAAUACGCCAAGCUUUAGAAGGCGUGCCACUGGAAAGACAAAUCUUAAUGUUCUCAGCGACAUGGCCAAAGGAAGUGCAACAUUUGGCUAAGGAUUAUUUGGGAGAGUAUGUGCAGGUUAAUGUAGGUUCCACAGAAUUGUCAGCCAACCACAAUAUAGAGCAACACAUUCAUAUUUGUGAGCAGCAAGCAAAAUUAGACAAGUUCAAGUCAAUAAUGCACAGUAUAGCGGGUGAUGGGUUUGGAAAGCUUCUCGUCUUCACAAAUACAAAGAGAUUUGUGGAUAAUUUAACUCUGAUGCUGAAGAGAAAUGGCUGGCCAGCAGUAGGGAUCCAUGGAGACAGGACACAAUUGCAAAGAGAUACCAUUAUUAAUAGAUUCAAAUCUGGGCACACCAACAUCUUAGUGGCUACUGAUGUCGCUGCUAGAGGUCUUGAUGUGAGCGGCGUCACUCAUGUAAUUAACUACGACUUCCCGAACACGUCAGAGGAUUACAUUCACCGUAUCGGUCGCACUGGGAGACAACAGAACAAGGGCGUAGCUCACACAAUGUUGACGGAAGACGACGCGCGGCAAGCGCAGAGCCUAAUCGCCGUGCUCAAGGAAGCCAAUCAGGAAGUUCCAAAAGAAUUGAUGGAUCUAGCACGUAGUUUCCGCCUUAAUAAGACAAAGGAACAUCAGUACAAGAAAUCAUACUCAUACAAAUCUAAUUACAACCAAAACUGGAACCCCAACAAACGAUUUAACAAAUUCCGCAGCAAUAGUAUGGACAGGCCAAACUUUAGAAAUGAUAGAUAUGAUAGAUACUAAAAUGUAUAUACCUACAUUGCAUUUCAUAGAUAUAGACAUCGUAUCUAGCACAACUUUGUAUGCCGCUGUAAUAAUAUAAAUUUUGAU
Amyelois transitella is the source of this 1975-nucleotide messenger RNA. RefSeq names its product ATP-dependent RNA helicase p62. The record is from RefSeq and is a predicted model, not a curated record. Lineage: Eukaryota; Metazoa; Arthropoda; Insecta; Lepidoptera; Pyralidae. Gene Ontology annotation, molecular function: ATP binding; RNA helicase activity; RNA binding. The transcript has 5 exons. Bases 290 to 1888 code for a protein of 532 amino acids. Gene Ontology annotation, cellular component: ribonucleoprotein complex; nucleus; cytoplasm.